CUUGUGACGCUCUCCGCCCCCCAUUGUCCUCUGCGUCACGCUUCCUAGUCAGUCUGUGCAAGCAUUAUUUAGAGCUGUCGAAGCCAUGGCGGACGAUGAAGAAAUACCAACUCUGAUCGAAAACGACACCGUCGAAGGAAAGACCGAGCCGAAAGAGCUGCCUCUGACUGUGCCUCUGACCAUUAUCUGUGGCUUCCUUGGGGCGGGUAAAUCUACGCUAGUAAAGAGGAUCCUGACCGAACGGCAUGGCUACCGGAUAGCCGUCAUCAUGAACGAGUUCGGAGACACUGCUCAAUCGGAGGAGUUCCUUGAGCUGGCGAACGGGUGUCUCUGCUGUAGCAUCAAAGAUACCGGUGUCGCUGCCAUCGAACGGCUUAUGCAGAAGAAGGGUGCAUUCGAUCAUAUCCUAUUGGAGACUACAGGGCUGGCUGACCCCGGUCCCAUCGCAUCCAUGUUCUGGCAAAAUGAGGAAUUCGCUAUGGGUCUAGGUAGAGAUAUCCACCUGGACGGCGUAGUAUGUGUCGUUGAUGCCGUCUUUGGUAGACAGCAAAUGGAGGAAGACCAUUCCGAUGAGGGCAUCGGCGAGAGUCUGAGGCAAAUUGCUGGGUCCGAUGUGAUCCUCUCAACAAAUCAGGUUGAAAGCACGGAGGAUGUUAUCCGCAGUAUCAACCCCGCAGCCUCAAUAUACCGGACCGUCAGAGGUCAGAUUGACCUCAAACGUAUCAUGGGUAUCGAGCGUCCCACCCACGCGUUACACUCCUCGCACGACGGCCAUGAUCACGACCACGAUCACAGCAACCAUGACCAUCCGCAUCCCCCAACCCAUUACGAGCUGCGCGGUAUAUCCAGCCUGCAAGUCAAUUGUCCGGUCCUCAGUCCGUCUCAGUACGAGAAGCUGGACGAAUGGAUCGCACUCCCUGGCGAGUCAUCAGGGCACGGCACGUCCGAUCUGAUCGUCCUCCGGUGUAAGGGGAUGUUCAGGACGACCGCUAGCGAGACGUAUGUUCUGCAGGGUGUGCGGAACUUGUACGACAUCAUGAAGGUGGAAGAGGGGGGUGAGGCUGAUACGGGCGUACCGGACAUGGGCAAGGUCGUCCUCAUAGGGAAGGGCUUGGACGAACGCGUACGACAAAGCCUAAAAGCUGUUCUUAGUAGUUGAGAAGAAGUUAUAAAGCGCUGUACACAAGUAAACAGACUGACUUGAAGCAAUUGAAGUGUAUCAUGAUCACGGCCAUCCUGAAUCUACCCAUUAUUGUGGCAUGUCGUGAUGAGGCUUCCCACCCUUGAAAGCUUGAAGCUC
Fomitopsis serialis is the source of this 1300-nucleotide messenger RNA. RefSeq names its product CobW domain-containing protein. Gene Ontology annotation, cellular component: cytoplasm. The transcript has 10 exons. Bases 86 to 1159 code for a protein of 357 amino acids. NCBI's taxonomy places the organism in Eukaryota, Fungi, Basidiomycota, Agaricomycetes, Polyporales, Fomitopsidaceae. The record is from RefSeq and is a predicted model, not a curated record.